AGAGAGAGAGAGAGAGAGAGAUGGGGCUAGGGAAGGUGACAGACUCUGCUAGAGAGACAUUGCUGGAAGAUCUGAUAAAGAGGGCAGGUGGGUGCGCUGUGAUCGACGGAGGUUUUGCUACCCAGCUUGAGAAGCACGGUGCAGCCAUUAACGACCCUCUCUGGAGCGCUCUUUGCCUUAUCAAGAACCCCGAACUUGUCCAACGGGUUCACUUUGAAUACCUUGAGGCCGGUGCAGAUAUAUUGUUGACUUCCUCCUAUCAGGCAACAAUUCCAGGAUUUUUGUCCAGGGGACUAUCGAUUGAAGAAGCAGAAAUGCUGCUUCGAAAGAGUGUCAUAUUGACUCUGGAAGCCCGUGAUGAAUUUUGGGCUGUUGCACAAAAUAUCCCUGAUCGCAGUUAUAACCGGGCUUUGGUUGCUGCGUCUCUCGGAAGCUACGGGGCUUAUCUUGCUGAUGGUUCAGAGUACAGUGGGAAUUAUGGACCUGAGAUCAGCUUGGACAAGUUGAAAGAUUUCCAUAGGCGUCGAUUGCAAGUUCUUGUGGAGGCGGGUCCAGACUUGCUUGCGUUUGAGACCAUACCCAAUAAACUUGAAGCUCAGGCCUGUGUUGAGCUACUUGAUGAAGAAAAAGUCCAAAUUCCAUCUUGGAUCUGCUUCAGCUCUGUGGAUGGUGAGCAUGCUCCCUCUGGGGAAAGCUUUAAGGAGUGCCUUGAUAUGAUAAAUAGCAGUGACAAAGUGAAUGCAGUUGGGAUAAAUUGUGCACCUCCCCAGUUCAUGGAAGGCCUAAUUUGCAAGUUUAAAAAGUUUACUGAAAAACCAAUAGUUGUUUAUCCCAAUAGUGGGGAGGUGUGGGAUGGCAGAGCUAAGAGAUGGCUGCCUUCCAAGUGUUUUGACGAUGACAAGUUCAAAUUGUUUGCAACAAGAUGGCGCGAUUCAGGAGCCAAACUCAUUGGAGGAUGUUGUAGGACAACACCUUCCACCAUUAGAGCCAUCUCAAAGGUCCUCAAAGGAAGAUCUUGACAGUUGUUAACUUUUCUUGACAUGGUACUUU
Molecule: messenger RNA, 1050 nt
Organism: Telopea speciosissima
Lineage: Eukaryota; Viridiplantae; Streptophyta; Magnoliopsida; Proteales; Proteaceae
Product: homocysteine S-methyltransferase 1
Exons: 9
Coding region: 21-1019 (332 amino acids)
Biological process (GO): S-methylmethionine cycle
Molecular function (GO): zinc ion binding; S-adenosylmethionine-homocysteine S-methyltransferase activity
Source: RefSeq, a predicted model, not a curated record